This is a messenger RNA of Rana temporaria (common frog), 9512 nucleotides long. It is a transcript of the gene RABGAP1, whose product is annotated as RAB GTPase activating protein 1. The transcript is spliced from 26 exons. The record is from RefSeq and is a predicted model, not a curated record. The coding region runs from base 119 to 3325 and encodes 1068 amino acids. Lineage: Eukaryota; Metazoa; Chordata; Amphibia; Anura; Ranidae.
CAUGGCGCCGGUCGGCGCGUCACGUGAUUGCGGAGGCCGGCGUCACUUCCGGCGCGGAUCCGUCCAUGGCCUGGAUCCGGGAGGGAAUCCUUCAUGUGUGGAUCGUCCUUCAUGAAACAUGGAUGACAAGGCUUCUGUGGGGAAGAUCAGCGUGUCCUCCGACUCCGUGUCCACCCUGAACAGCGAAGACUUUGUGCUGGUCUACCAACAAGGGGAUGAAAUGCAUUCCGCAAACAAUGGCAGCGACGACGAGAAGCCUGGGCUCAAGAUUGUGGGGAACGGAAGCGAGCAGCAGCUCCAGAAGGAGCUGGAAGACGUUCUGAUGGACACGCCAACGGAAGAUCACGAGAGCCAAGCGGAGGAGGGGGACCCGGUACAUCCAGAGGAGGAAUUGGACGAAUCCUCUAAUGAAACCUCCACCGCGUCUUCCUCUAUUAACCCCUCCUCCGUGGGACUACAGAAACAGGAGAUGAGUCUGCCGGUGAAAUCGGGACAGCAAGCAGAGGGCGCGGAUGCCUCGGAUUUAUUCUCACCCGUUCCUGAUGAAGACAGCGUUGUGUUCAGUCAACUCACUUACCUCGGAUGUGCCUCUGUGAACGCGCCACGCAGCGAAGUGGAAGCUCUUCGAAUGAUCUCUAUUCUUGGGGGACAGUGCCAGAACGCGUUGGAUGUGACGCUUUCCGUACCUAAUGUGUCUGAGGGAACUGUCAGACUUCUGGACCCGCAGACAAACACCGAGAUCGCUAAAUACCCGAUCUACAAGAUUCUGUUCUGUGUAAGGGGACACGAUGGGACCCCGGAGAGCGACUGCUUCGCGUUCACCGAGAGUCACUACAACGCCGAGCUCUUCAGGAUACACGUCUUCCGCUGCGAGAUCCAGGAAGCGGUGAGUCGGAUAUUGUACAGUUUCGCAACGGCUUUUCGGCGCUCUUUGAAGCAGAUGCCUCUCGCUACCUCCAUCCCCCCCCAAACCCCCGAUAGUGACAUCUUCACCUUCUCCGUGUCCCUGGAAAUCAAGGAGGAUGAUGGGAAGGGGUAUUUCAGUGCUGUUUCUAAAGACAAGGACAAGCAGUGCUUCAGGCUGCGUCAGGGCGUGGACAAGAAGAUUGUUAUUUACGUCCAGCAAACUUCCAACAAAGAGCUCACCAUUGAGAGGUGUUUUGGGCUUCUUCUCAGUCCAGGCCGAGACGUGCGCAACAGUGACAUGCAUCUCUUAGAACUGGAAUCCAUGGGGAAAAGCUCCGAUGGGAAGUCUUAUAUAAUCACAGGGAGUUGGAACACCAAAUCCCCACAUUUCCAGGCGGUCAAUGAAGAAACUCCAAAAGAUAAAGUUCUUUUCAUGACCACUGCAGUGGAUCUGGUUAUCACGGAAGUCCAGGAGCCGGUGCGAUUCCUAAUAGAGACCAAAGUGCGAGUCUGCGCUGCCAGCGAACGCCUGUACUGGCCCUUCAGCAAAAGGAGUUCUACAGAAAACUUCUUCCUCAAACUUAAACAGAUCGAGAAAAAAGAGAGGAAGAGCAGCUGUGACACGUUCUAUGAGGUCAUGUGCUUGGAAAGCGAAUCGGAGAAAGAGAGGAGGAAAACCACUGCUAGUCCUUCCAUCCGUCUCUCCCAGUGCGGGUCCAACAUACCGUCCCCUCCCGAGGAUGAUGAGGAGGAAGAUAACGAUGAGCCUCUUUUGAGCGGUUCUGGGGAUGUGUCCAAAGAAUGUGCAGAGAAAAUCCUAGAAACAUGGGGAGACCUGUUAUCCAAAUGGCACUUGAACCUGAGUGUGCGUCCUAAGCAGCUCUCUGCGCUGGUGAGAAGCGGAGUUCCAGAGGCACUUCGAGGGGAAGUGUGGCAACUGCUUGCUGGAUGUCACAACAAUGAUUACUUGGUGGAGAAAUACAGACUUCUCAUCACUAAGGAGUCUCCUCAGGACAGCGCCAUCACUCGUGACAUCAACAGAACCUUUCCGGCGCACGACUACUUCAAAGACACCGGCGGAGACGGACAGGACUCUCUCUACAAGAUCUGCAAGGCCUAUUCUGUCUAUGAUGAAGAGAUCGGCUAUUGCCAAGGACAGUCCUUCCUGGCCGCUGUUCUGCUGCUACAUAUGCCUGAAGAACAAGCCUUCAGCGUCCUGGUCAAGAUCAUGUUCGAUUAUGGACUCAGGGAACUUUUCAAACAGAACUUUGAAGAUCUGCACUGCAAGUUUUACCAGCUGGAGCGCCUCAUGCAGGAAUAUAUCGCUGACUUAUACACUCACUUCCUGGAGAUCAGCCUGGAAGCCCACAUGUAUGCGUCUCAAUGGUUUCUAACGUUAUUUACUGCCAAAUUCCCCCUCUAUAUGGUCUUCCACAUCAUUGACCUUCUCCUGUGUGAGGGAAUAAGUGUCAUCUUUAAUGUCGCCUUGGGCUUGCUAAAAACCUCCAAGGAGGACUUGCUGCUCACAGACUUUGAAGGUGCUCUGAAGUUCUUCCGCGUCCAGCUCCCGAAGCGCUAUCGUUCCGAAGACAAUGCUAAAAGGCUGAUGGAGCUGGCCUGCAGCCUGAAGAUAAGUCAGAAAAAACUCAAAAAGUACGAGAGGGAAUAUCACAUGAUGAGAGAGCAACAGGCGCAGCAGGAGGACCCUGUGGAAAGAUUUGAGCGUGAAAACAGGCGACUUCAGGAAGCAAACAUGAGACUGGAGCAAGAAAACGACGACUUGGCUCAUGAGUUGGUUACCAGCAAGAUUGCCCUACGCAAGGACCUGGAUAAUGCAGAAGAGAAGUCGGACGCCCUCAAUAAGGAGUUACUGAUGACUAAACAAAAGCUGAUUGAUGCAGAAGAGGAGAAACGACGUCUAGAAGAAGAAGCUGCACAGCUAAAGGAAAUGUGCCGCAGAGAACUUGAUAAGGCGGAGUCUGAGAUAAAGAAGAACAGUUCCAUCAUUGGAGAUUACAAACAGAUAUGCUCCCAGCUGAGCGAGCGGCUAGAAAAGCAGCAGACGUCGAACAAAGCCGAAAUUGAGAAAAUCCGGCAAAAGGUUGAAGGGUGCGAACGCUGCAGAGAAUUCUUCAACACGGAGGGGAAGGUAAAGUUGGUGAGUGCUACAAAGGACAACUCCACCGAGGAGGACACAGAUGAAGAGAAGGAGAGCCUGAAGAACCAACUACGGGAAAUGGAACUUGAAUUGGCUCAAACCAAACUUCAGCUGGUGGAAGCCGAGUGUAAAAUACAGGAUCUGGAGCACCAUCUUGGCCUGGCCAUAAAUGAAGUUCAAGCAGCAAAGAAGACCUGGUUCAACAGGACCAUCAGCUCCAUUAAAACAGCCACUGGAGUACAAGGGAAAGAGACCUCUUAACAGCCUGACUCUUGUAAAAAAAAAAAAAAUUGUCUUUAUGAAAACAUGAUACCUUCUGUUGCCUUCCUUGGCCAGAUAUUUUGGUUUGCUCUACAUGUAAGAGGACCAGGAGGAGUGCAGCAUGACAGGAUGGUAGUUGGUCAAUGCUUGUCAGUCACUUGUACGAUUUAAGCACCUCUGGCCCUUGCCAACAUUCUUCCACAGUCCUUGUAAAAUAAAAAAACUGACACUAAGUGAAAUUAGGUAGGUGGAGACCCGUACCCUCGCCGAGCGAUCGUUUUCUCUUCGACCCGCCACGAUUUGCUCGAUACCAUAGAGUUUCCAUUUUUACCCUUUAUUAAUGAUCAUUGUCAGGAAACAUUUUUUUUUUUUUUUACGCCAAGGAUUUGUAUUGAGAUUCUGCUUACAUGGUGACAGCUCUGCGUGGUCGGCAGCGGCUUGGUUACAUUACUGUAUUUCGAAUUCGAUGGCUAGCUCCUUAAGUACGUUCCCCUCUUAGCAUUACAGUUGAUUUGUUUUCAGGACGCUGCCAUACAUGUGUUUAUAAUGAGGUCAUAACCUGAGGAUCCUUCAAUGCAUUAACGAGCUUUGUGCCACCAACUUCUUUGGCAUGGAGGAUGGUUCAAGGCCAAGCUAUAAAAGGCCUUUCUUUUCGGGAAGGCUGGAUCCUUCUACUACUGAGAUAAACAGAUUGCCUCCUUAUAAUACGAGGCCCAUGGGGGGGGGGGGGCGUUAUUUCUAUAGUAGAACGUUUAUAAACGUGAAGGUAGGUCCUGGUUCCAAUGCAGUACGGAAGUCUCUGACUUUGGAAAGAGUAAUCACCCGAAUAAAGGGGCCUUUCUCGUGUUUGGAGCCUCUAUACUCCAGAGAUCCGAUAAUGCAGUCUUGGUUUUUUUUUUCAGUUCUAUAUUAAGCAGAUGGGGGGAUUUGCAGCCACCAAGUACUUUACUAAGCUGUGUGGAGUCUUAUCACAGCGCACUUUGUGGAGUUAAUCCGCAGAUACUAUAACAGUCAUUGAGAAUCAUUCGAAAGUUCGGAUAUCGCCUGCGCUUCUCUUAUUUGCAGGCACUGAAAGGAGCUUUGUGCACUUCUCUCUGAUUACCGUUGGGUUUUUUUCUCGAGCACUCGUCGCUUGUCUUUCUGACAUUAUAUGUCCAUUUAAGUCUCGCGUGUCACACCUACUGUUGUAGCUUUUUUUUUUUCUAUAAACUCGGUUAAGCCUUCUUGGGGGCUCUUUUUGGUAAUAUAUAGUGCCAAGAGCGAAGGAGCAUGGUAACUCAAAGAAUCGAGAGAUCACAUGCCUGUGUGUGUGUGUUGGGGGGGGUUCUCAUUUAUCCAGAUCAUGGUAUAGCUUGUAGAAGUUAUUCACAUUCAACGGGACAAUGUUGAAGGCAUCCUAUCGCUCAUCCAAGUAGCUUGCUUAGUUCUGAUGAGUGACGGGCACAUACCCCAGCAUUUAUGUCCACGUGAUUAGCUUGGUGACCUUAAGCCAACCUGUGGGCCUUGUGUCAAACACAAGGCCCACAGGCCGAUUUCAUGUGUCCCUCGCACCUCUAUUGUAGCUGCAGCACCCCUUUGUCUCCGCCUUUCCUGGUCUCAGCUGACUCCAGCCCUCCUCUGGUCCCCCUCCACACCAUGCUCUUCUUGCUUUCCAGCUCCACCCCCCAGGCUGACUCUGGUCCUCCUCAACACCCUGCACUUUCUGCUUCCAAGCUCCACCCCCAGCUGACUCCAGCCCUCCUCUGGUACCCCUUCACACCAUGCUCUUCUUGCUUUCCAGCUCCACCCCCCCAGGCUGACUCUGGUCCUCCACACCCUGCACUUUCUUCUUCCAAGCUCCACCCCCAGCUGACUCUAGCCCUCCUCUGGUCCCCCUCCACACCAUGUCCUUCUUGCUUCCCAGCUCCACCCCCCAGCUGAUUCUGGUGGUCCUCCACACCCUGCACUUUCUGCUUCCAAGCUCCACCCCCAGCUGACUCCAGCCCUCCUCUGGUCCCCCUCAAUACCAUGCACUUUCUGCUUUCCUGCGCCAACCCCAGCUGACUCCAGCCCUCCUCUGGUCCCCCUCCACACCAUGCCCUUCUUGCUUCCCAGCUCCACCCCCAGCUGACUCCAUCACUCCUCUGGUCCCCCUCCACACCAUGCCCUUCUUGCUUCCCAGCUCCACCCCCAGCUGACUCCAGCACUCCUCUGGUCCCCCUCCAGACCCUGCACUUUCUGCUCCCCAGCUUCUUCCCAGAAGUAGUACAAGGUAAGGGGGCUGCACUGUGAUGUAAGGGAGGGUGGGUGACUCUUGAAUUCGGAUAGUGGGUUGGGGCUCUUGACAUCUGAUGCUCUAGACAUCUAGUCUAACAGAUACAACCAGCCGAUUGAGGGCAACCAUAAUGCUGAUGCAGCCCGCGAUUAAAUUAAGUUUGACAGCCCUGCUCUAAGGGUUUCUUCAGCUGUGGCUCUGUAAACUCCCAUCUGAUGGUGCCUGCAUAGUUCCAGGUCCAACACCACACGGGAAUGGACUUUCUGUUGACAGGGUCUCUUUAAAAUGUAGUGAAUACAGUUGUGUACAAGCUUCCACCUUCUCACAUCCCAGCUCCGCCCCGGUGCUCAGACUUGCAGGCUUCUGAAGCCUCAGGUAACACAAAUCACAAGAGGAGAAGUCGGCACUCAGAAUGGCAUCCAACAAUGGUUAUCCUUUUUUUGCAAAAACAUGUAUAACACCUGCAAAACAGCCAACGUAUUUCGGCCGUUAGGCCUUAGUCAUGGCCACGACUAAGGCCUGAUGGCUGAAACACGUUGGCUGUUUGGAUACAUUUAAAGUGUAGAGCUACAACCGCUAUGUUCUGACUUACAGACUCGUCCUCUUAUGUUGGGCCUUACAUUUGUUUGGAGUACGUUCCUGGCACUCAUUAGAACUGAGGAAGCUACUUAGACAAGCAGCAAAACGUCGUCAGCAUUACUGAACAAGUCCCGUUGGAUGUAACCAACUUUUACAAGCUAAACCAAGAAAUCAGUUUUCAUUCGUCCGUUCUAAGCCAAGUUACGUUUUUUUUUUUUAUUAGUCCGAAUUCGGCUUUCGGAAAGCUGAAAAAGAAGGAUGAUCUGGUGAAAGCCCCACCCUUGGGCACUACGGAUUUGCUUUAUAUUAUUGUCCUUCACGCUGCUGGUGGGUAACGCCCAUUUUUUGGCCUUCGAAAGGGCCAGCCGUGCAUUGAGUAGCAGUUCACUGGAUUUUGCAAAUGGAGCAGUGGAUUUCCUGAGCCGACUUCCAACAAGAAGUACGAGGUGAUCAGCUGCAGUGAAGUGCCGGAAUCCAGAAGACGAGGGUUCAUUUUACCAUUUUUUAUAUUUUUUUUUGCAGUUUUUGGGAAUAAUAGUUUAAAGCUGAACUCCAGGAAGAUAAAAACAAAUCAAAAAACAAAUGAAUGCAUCCAUACCCCUUUGCAAUUGUGGCUUCCCCUGCACUGCAUUUAGUCUAGUGGCUGUAAAAAGCACUUGCCUAAUGCUGAUUGGAGGAAAGAGCACAGGGGUGAGCUCAUCACUGCACUGCUUCUUCUUUCACUGUCCAGUCAUAGGCUGGGGGCAGGUCUAGGACAACCCUGGCUCAGAGGAAGCGGGUAAAUGAUGCGAGCAAUUAGACUGAGAACAUCUAGUGGCAGAGGGGGAAAUCUCUAAAUUGUAAAUUAAUUUUGCAAGAGCAGGGAGAUGAGCUCUGCUCUGCACUGCUUCUCCUUUCACUGUCCAGUCAUAGGCUGGGGGAGGGUCUAGGACAACCCUGGCUCAGAGGAAGUGGGUAAAUGAUGCGAGCAAUUAGACUGAGGACAUCUAGCGGCAGAGGGGGAAAUCUAAAUUGUAAAUGAAUUUUGCAAGAGCAGGGAGAUGAGCUCUGCUCUGCUUCUCCUUUCACUGUCCAGUCAUAGGCUGGGGGAAAGUCUAGGACAACCUGGGCUCAGAGGAACUGGGUAAAUGAUGCGAGCAAUUAGACUGAGGACAUCUAGCAGCAAAGGGGGAAUUCUCUAAAUUGUAAAUUAAUUUUGCAAGAGCAGGGAGAUGAGCUCUGCUCUGCACUGCUUCUCCUUUCACUGUCCAGUCACAGGCUGGGGGAGGGUCUAGGACAACCUGGGCUCAGAGGUCGCAGAAAAGUACAAAAAAAUCUGAAUUGUGGGGGAAUUUUUCAAGAGCAGGAAGAUGAGCUUACCACUGCUUCUCCUUCCACUAUCCAGUCAUAGGCUGGGGGCAGGUCUAGGACAACCUGGGUUCAACGGAAGUAGUUUAAAUGAUGCAAGCAAUCAGGCUGAGGACAUCUAGCAUCAGAAAAAAGUACCAAAAAAUCUCUGAAUUCUGGGAGGAUUUUGCAAGAGCAGAAAGAUGAGCUUUUCACUGCACUGCUUCUCCUUUCACUGUUCAGUCACAGGCUGGGGGCGGGUCUAGGACAACCUGGGUUCAGACGAAGUUGGUUAAAUGAUGCAAGCUAUCAGGCUGAGGACAUCUAGCAUCAAUCAAAAAAAUCUCUGAAUUCUGGGGGGGAUUUUGCAAGAGCAGAAAGAUGAGCCCUUCACUGCACUGCUUCUCCUUUCACUGUCCAGUCACAGGCUGGGGGAGGGUCUAGGACAACCUGGGUUCAGACGAAGUGGGUUAAAUGAUGCGAGCAAUUAGACUGAGGACAUCUAGCAUCAGAAAUAAGUGCAAAAAAAUCUCUGAAUUCUGGGGGGGGAUUUUGCAAGAGCAGAAAGAUGAGCUCUUCACUGCACUGCUUCUCCUUUCACUGUGCAGUCACAGGCUGGGGGAGGGUCUAGGACAACCUUUGCUCAGAGGAAGCAGAAAAGUACAAAAAAUCUGAAUUGUGGGUGGAAUUUUUCAAGAGCAGAAAGAUGAGCUUACCACUGCUUCUCCUUUCACUGUCCAGUCAUAGGCUGGGGGCAGGUCUAGGACAACCUGGGCUCAGAGGAAAUGGGUUAAAUGAUGCAAGCAAUUAGACUGAGGACAUCUAGCAGCAGAGGGUGAAAUCUCUAAAUUGUAAAUUAAUUUUGCAAGAGCAGGGUGAUGAGCUCUGCUCUGCACUGCUUCUCCUUUCACUGUCCAGUCAUAGGCUGGGGGCAGGUCUAGGACAACCUGGGCUCAGAGAAAGUGGGUUAAAUGAUGCAAGCAAUCAGACUGAGGACAUCUAGCAUCAAAAAAAAAGUACAAAAAAAUCUCUGAAUUCUGGAGGGGGGAUUUUGCAAGAGCAGAAAGAUGAGCUCUUCACUGCACUGCUUCUCCUUUCACUGUGCAGUCACAGGCUGGGGGAGGGUCUAGGAAAACCUGGGCUCAAAGGAAGUAGUUUAAAUGAUGCACGCAAUCAGGCUGAGGACAUCUAGCAUCAGAAAAAAAGUACAAAAAAAAAUCUAUGAAUUCUGGGGGGAUUUUGCAAGAGCAGAAAGAUGAGCUCUUCGCUGCACUGCUUCUCCUUUCACUGUCCAGUCACAGUGAUGCAAGCAAUCAGACUGAUGACAUCUAGCAGUGGGGGAAAAAAGUACUGAAAUCUCUGAAUUGUAGAUGAAUUUUGCCGCAUUUUUUAUAAAUUUUUUUUUGCUGGAGUUCUACUUUAAUCGUGUAUUCCGGCGUAACUUCCUCUUUCAGGGGCUCGUCUGCCGCAGUGUGGGGGGGUCUGCACUUUAGGUGCUAAACACAAAGCACGCGUCAUUCCUUUUGAAUUUUACAUUGUUGCGUAGACGUCGGCUUACAGAAUGGCAGGUUUUUUUGCACCUUUUUUUUUUUGUGUGUGUGUUUCUUUUUUUUUUUCUUUUCUUUUUUAUUUAUACUUGUUUGCGUUUUACUGGCUUCUGUUGCAUCGGAAAAAAGUCGUUUGAAGUGUAUUGCGGGUUACACACAAAAAAAAGGCACUGGUUUGUGUAUAUAUAUAAAAGUUUUUGGUUUAUUUUGUAUAUCUAUUUUUUUCUUAGUUUCUGUACUAAUGCUAGCUACUGUAAAAGUUAUAUAUAUAUAAAAAUAACAUGAAACCGCUGAAGAUCUCCUCCCACAUAACCCGCCGCUACCAUCGUCUUCUAUUGUUUUAAAACAAAAAAAAAAGAAACGAAAACGGAUUAUACUGUUCUUACUUCAAAAAGUGUGCAAAGUAGUGCUGGUUGUAGGUACAGUGUGUAUAACGAAAAAUAUAUGAAAUACUAUUAAAUUGGAGAACCCGGUUUUCUGA